UUCUCCUUCAACCCUAGACAGAUUUGUUACUGGAAAACCUUCGCCUUCAGUUCCUUCGAUAGGUCUUCGGAGCUUGCCAAUCCCUAAUCCUUAGUUCUUAUCUGCAGUUCUUGUCUGGAGCUGUAAGGGAGCAGCCAUGGCGGUGUCGGAGAACAACCAGGGUUCUUCGGCGGAUCAAGAGAUGAAGAGAAAGAGGAAGAGAAAUCGGAACAGAGGAAAGAAGCAGGAAGAGCAAAGCGUGGAAGAAGAAUCGCGCAAUGAGAACAGUAUCAACGAGGAAGAGGAACAAGGAGGAGGAGAGGAGAAUCCGAAGAAGAAGAAAAAGAAGGAUAAGAAAGUGAAGUUGGAGGGUAGAAAUAAAGGUACGGAAGAGGAAGAGGAAGAGACUGAAACUAAGGAAGAAGGAGAAGAAGAGAAGAAACUGUCAAUUGUCGGGAGGGGAAUCAUGACCAAUGAAACCUUUGAAUCUCUCGAAUUGUCUGAACAUACAUUUGAAGCUAUCAAGGAGAUGGGUUUUCAGUACAUGACACAGAUUCAAGCGAGGUCCAUUCGACCGCUUUUGGAGGGAAAAGACGUUCUUGGUGCUGCCAGGACUGGUUCUGGUAAAACCCUAGCUUUUCUCAUUCCUUCAGUAGAGUUGCUACUCAAGGAACGCUUCUCUCCACACAACGGGACCGGUGUUAUUGUAAUUUGCCCGACAAGGGAGCUCGCCAUUCAGACUCUUGGCGUAGCAAAGGAACUUCUCAAGCACCAUUCACUAACUGUCGACAUGGUUAUUGGCGGUAAUAACAGAAGGUCCGAGGCAGAACGCAUUGUGAAGGGUGCAAAUUUGUUGAUAGCAACGCCUGGGCGUCUUCUUGACCAUCUUCAACAUACAAAACGAUUCAUUUUUAGACACCUAAAGUGCCUUGUGAUCGACGAAGCCGAUAGGAUAUUGGAAGAGAACUUUGAGGAAGACAUGAAUAAGAUACUCAAGAUUUUACCAAAGACUAGACAAACUGCGUUAUUUUCUGCCACCCAAACAUCUAAGGUUCAAGAUCUAGCUCGGGUAUCACUGACCUCUCCUGUUCAUAUUGAUGUGGAUGAUGGUAGACAUAAGGUGACAAAUGAAGGAUUGGAACAAGGUUAUUGCGUUGUGCCCAGCUCGAAAAAACUCAUCCUCCUAAUUUCCUUCUUGAAGAAGUACCCAAAGAAGAAAAUCAUGGUCUUCUUCUCUACAUGCAAGUCGGUCCAAUUUCAUGCUGAAAUCAUGAGAGUAAUUAAGGUGGAUUGCCUCGAUAUUCAUGGAGGUCUUGAUCAGAAGAGAAGAACUAAAACCUUUUUCGACUUCAUGCAUAUGGAGAAGGGUGUCUUGUUGUGUACUGAUGUUGCAGCUCGUGGUCUCGAUAUUCCUUCUGUGGACUGGAUUGUGCAGUAUGACCCUCCGGAUAACCCGAGGGAAUAUAUCCACAGGGUUGGCCGAACAGCUCGUGGAGAAGGAGGAAAGGGGAAUGCAUUGCUCGUCUUGAUCCCGGAAGAGCUACAGUUCAUUCGGUAUCUAAAGGCUGCAAAAGUGCCUGUAAAGGAGCUCGAUUUCAACGAGAAGAAGCUGUUGAAUGUGCAAUCUCUUCUGGAGAAAUGUGUGAUCAAGUCCUUUGAUCUCAACAAGUUAGCCAAAGAGGCGUAUCGAGCUUAUAUUUCAGCUUACAAUUCGCACUCGUUGAAAGACAUUUUUAACGUCCACCGACUUGACCUCCAGGCGGUGGCGGCAUCAUUCUGCUUCUCUUCGCCUCCAAAGGUGAGUCUGAACAUCAACAGCGGAGCUGCCAAGGCGAGGAAGUCUGGUAAGAAAGGACGCAACAGCUUCAGCUUCUCCAACCCCUACGGCUCCGCCUCCGCCUCCGCCUCCGCCUCCGCCUGAAAAUCAUCGAUUUGUCCCCAUAUUCACGAUUUUGCCAUCGUCCUUUUUUUUAUUUGGGUUUGUCUGAGUGAGUGUACCCUGUCUCUUUUACGUCUUAUAGAUGCUAUUUAAUCAGAUUGUUCAAGUUACUUAACCGGCACAUAACCGGACCAUA
Messenger RNA from Tarenaya hassleriana, 2054 nucleotides. Its product is annotated as DEAD-box ATP-dependent RNA helicase 51. Gene Ontology annotation, molecular function: RNA helicase activity; ATP binding; nucleic acid binding. The coding region runs from base 137 to 1900 and encodes 587 amino acids. The record is from RefSeq and is a predicted model, not a curated record. The transcript is spliced from 13 exons. Gene Ontology annotation, biological process: maturation of LSU-rRNA from tricistronic rRNA transcript (SSU-rRNA, 5.8S rRNA, LSU-rRNA). Gene Ontology annotation, cellular component: nucleolus. Lineage: Eukaryota; Viridiplantae; Streptophyta; Magnoliopsida; Brassicales; Cleomaceae.